Molecule: messenger RNA, 723 nt
Organism: Lachnellula hyalina
Lineage: Eukaryota; Fungi; Ascomycota; Leotiomycetes; Helotiales; Lachnaceae
Exons: 4
Coding region: 1-723 (240 amino acids)
Source: RefSeq, a predicted model, not a curated record
AUGGCGACCACACACGAAUCCACAGCCGAAGACGCCACUGCUCUAUUCAAAUCCAUCGAAGAAAUAUUCCCAAAACUGACAUUGGGGGAAGAUAAAUGGUAUCUGCCUGUUCUCUCUGCGCUCGUAGGCGCUGCACCAGAUCAUGUUGGCACCCUAUACACCUACAUCGUCAACAAACCCGAUUUUUCAACUCCCGAAACACGUCAAGCUCUGGUACGCCGCCUCCGCGAAGCCCUCGUCAAGAAUAUAUCCAUCCAAGGGGUUUGCAAACCAAUCGAAGCUCUCUUCAGUAUUACGAAAGUGGAGCGGCCAGAAGAUAAGGAUUACUCAUUUUCGAGGGAAGGAUGGCAGACUGGGCCGGAGAAUUUGGCUAGAGGGGAACAGUGGCUAAAUACUAUAUACGAGGGCAAUCUUUCCGACGCAACCGACAAGUUCAUUGCUCACAAGGACUUUGACUUCAUCACCCGCCAGAUUUCAUACGGCUUCUACCUGUCCGAUCACACCAUCCUAGGACCCGUCGAGACCGAGUUGGUAGUGUUGUCCGGAAUCAUGAUACAAAACCUCCCCCUCGAAACGGCCUGGCAUCUACGAGGAACACGGAGAGUUGGUGUCAGUGCUGAAGAUGUGGAGUUGGUCCAACAAUGUGUGGAAAUGGUGGCCAAAUUUGCCAGUGUUAGCCUACACAAGGUGCCUAGGGUUGCUGAUGUUGAGAGCCAGGUAUAA